This is a messenger RNA of Cloeon dipterum, 1495 nucleotides long. RefSeq names its product zinc finger protein 254-like. NCBI's taxonomy places the organism in Eukaryota, Metazoa, Arthropoda, Insecta, Ephemeroptera, Baetidae. The coding region runs from base 141 to 1334 and encodes 397 amino acids. The transcript is spliced from 3 exons. The record is from RefSeq and is a predicted model, not a curated record.
GCCCCCGCAGCCGGUGCAAAUGUGAACAUUGACGAGAUUUGAUCCCUCUGUACUUAUAUAGGAUUAAUUUUGAGAACCGAUUCUAUAUCCCGACGACCUCCUCAUCAGGCAGAAGUCUGCGUCGGUCUGCACACUUCGCGAUGCGGUCCAUCAGCAAAUUCGCCAAGCUAGAGGAAAAGGUGGACAGACAGCUGAAGUUGCAAUUCCCAAUUCCUGAUGACCACAAGGAAGCCUCGGCCUGGGACAACAAAGAUGAGUGCUGCAGCGUCUGCAAGCUGUACAUUGGCGACGUUGAGAGCAUGCAGGAGCACAUUCGAAAGGAGCACCCUGAGAGCCUCAAGUGCAAAAUCUGCAAAGAAGUCCUGAGCACCAUUGAAAGUCUGAAAAAGCACAUCAUCAACCACAAGAACGGCUAUUUUGAAAAAAGGGCUAAAUUGAUUCCUGUCGUGAUGGUCAAACUGCCCUCCGGCAAAGUAGUUCGCAGACAGAGGUGCACGACGUGCAACAAGUUGGUGAGCAAUCUCAAACGCCACACCGUAGUGGAACACACCAAGGACUACCGGUUCGGCUGCACAGAGUGCGGCAAAAAGUGCCCCCUGGAAGAGGACCUCGCCAGGCACAUCAAAAUCUGUCACCAGAAGGAGUUCCCUCAUCUCUGUAUCGAAUGCGGCAAAAGGUUCUUCAGCAAAACUCUCUUCAGCGCCCACGAACGAAGGCACCGAGGCGAGAAAUUCGCUUUCUGCGACACUUGCGGUGACGGUUUCUACUCGAAGCAAUUGCUGGUUGCUCACAUCCAAUCUCGUCACUUACACACUUCGCGGGACCACCCAUGUGACUUAUGCUGCAAGCGCUACAAAUCUCAAACAGCCCUGCGACACCACCGCAUACUCCACUUUGAUGAGUUCAAGAAGUUCGUUUGCAAUAUCUGCGGCACACGCUUUUUCAAGAUGUGUUUGCUCAACUACCAUGUCAAGCGCGUGCACACAUUGGAGCGGCCGUUCCAGUGCGAAACCUGCGGCAUGGGCUUCAUCUUGCGCAGCGCAAUGGCCACGCAUGCCAUCAGCCACAUGGAUGUAAAGAUGCAUCAGUGCCACUUUUGUCCCAACUCAUAUCGUUGGGCUCAUAGCCUAAAUCGGCACAUGGCAAGCGCACACAGGGACCAGUUGGCUGCCUGGGUGUGCGACCUGUGCGGCGAGGAGUUGCAUUCGGAAGUGUCUCUGAUGAACCACAAAGUAAAAAAGCACCCCUUACCUCAUCAGUUCCUCAUUGCCCCUGAGGAGUUUCGAGAAGUGGGUGGACAAGCAGAGACGAGUUCAUCGGUGGUCUUCUUUUAAUUUUUGUAAAGCAGUAGCUCAUCAGCUUGGGAUAAAUAGUGUCUCAAAAAAUCUGAAUCUGACGAAUUUGGAGAAUAUAUGUAGCUGCCAAAAUUAUUUUAAAUGAAUAUGAAAAAUGUUCUUGAUAAAUACAUUAAAUGAAUUAACUGAACAGCUGAAUU